This is a messenger RNA of Oppia nitens, 1070 nucleotides long. RefSeq names its product ubiquitin-like-conjugating enzyme ATG3 (gene Atg3). The coding region runs from base 156 to 1055 and encodes 299 amino acids. Gene Ontology annotation, cellular component: cytosol; cytoplasmic ubiquitin ligase complex. The record is from RefSeq and is a predicted model, not a curated record. NCBI's taxonomy places the organism in Eukaryota, Metazoa, Arthropoda, Arachnida, Sarcoptiformes, Oppiidae. The transcript has 7 exons. Gene Ontology annotation, molecular function: Atg8-family ligase activity. Gene Ontology annotation, biological process: nucleophagy; autophagy of mitochondrion; autophagosome assembly.
GUGCCAUCUGUUGUGAAGACAUGUAUUGUUUAGUCACUGAUUGUAUCAUAACUUAUGUGACGUUAUAUUGAAUUGUUUGAUAACAACUGARAUCUCGUCUAUUAUUGUUGUCUUAAAUUGCAUCCAAUUGUGUCCAUUGUGUCAAUUGGUCCACAAUGUCAAUGAUCAUUAAGUUUGCUGAAUAUCUAACUCCAGUUCUUAAGGAGUCGAAAUUUAAAGAGACGGGAGUUUUGACACCCGAAGAGUUUGUGAUCGCUGGUGAACAACUGGUCCAUCAAUGUCCGACCUGGAAGUGGGCCAAAGGAGAUGAAUCUAAAUCUAGGGAUUAUUUACCGAAAGACAAACAAUUUUUGGUUACAAGAAAUGUUCCCUGUUUUAAACGCUGUAAAGAUAUUGAGUAUAUGGAGAAUAAUGAGAAGAUAAUUGAAGAGAAGGACUCAGACGGCGGUUGGGUCGACACUCAUCACUUCGCAAAUCUUAACGAACAAGUUAUGGAAAUGACACUCACUUCUAAAGAUACUAACAAUUCAAAUGAUAAGCCAAAUGUUGUAGAAGAUGAUGAAGAAGCUGAAGAUAUGGAUCAAUAUCUAGCUUCGGGUCAGUUAGAAGAAAGAGAUGAGGCAACGGUUGAUUUAAAUGAAAUUAAAGCCAAUACCGCUUCCAAAAGUGAUGAACAGUUAGAAUCAGAUAUAGUUCCGACACGAACUUAUGAUUUGAAUAUCACUUAUGAUAAGUAUUAUCAAACACCUCGACUCUGGCUCUGCGGUUACAAUGAGAAUCAAAAACCACUCACUAUUGAUCAGAUGUAUGAAGAUAUUAGUCAGGAUCACGCCAAGAAAACAGUAACAAUGGAAACACAUCCACACAUUCCCGGUGGACCCAUGGCUUCUGUACAUCCCUGCAGACACGCAGAAGUAAUGAAGAAAAUAAUACAGACUGUUGAAGAAGGCGGACGAGAUCUACCGGUUCACAGCUAUUUAAUUGUAUUUCUUAAGUUCGUUCAGGCAGUCAUACCUACCAUUGAAUACGAUUACACACAAAAUUUUAAUAUGUAAUCUAUUUGUUAAUUU